Molecule: messenger RNA, 3498 nt
Organism: Danio aesculapii
Lineage: Eukaryota; Metazoa; Chordata; Actinopteri; Cypriniformes; Danionidae
Product: oxidation resistance protein 1
Exons: 15
Coding region: 421-2382 (653 amino acids)
Biological process (GO): response to oxidative stress; regulation of transcription by RNA polymerase II
Cellular component (GO): nucleus
Source: RefSeq, a predicted model, not a curated record
AGCCAUAACGCACUGAAACAAAGCUACGUAAAUGGAUUCACGCAGAUAAUUUAUCCAGUGCAUUCUGGAUGGACAUUUAGCUCAUGUACUUGAGAAUUAAGAGAGAGUAUACGGUUUUGAUCGCAGUGUUGUGCUCUUAUCUAAUGACUGGUGACAGAUUCACCGCAGCGGCAUCAAAACACAUGACAGCCCAUCAUGCGGAGCGUCCCGAUCAGCUGCUCGUUUUCUGGCAUCAUUAAAGACCAAGGUUUUGCAGGUUUGCUGUAGAGUGCAGAGAAUGAUGAUGAGGAUGGUGAGGAGGAAGAGGAAGUAUUCCAGAUGCCGACGCAGCAGUGGGCAGUCAUUUCAUCGCUGAUUCCUGCGCUGAAAGGGUGAACUUUUUUUUGACUGACCAGUUCUCAAUCUCAGCAGUGAGACCUCAUGGACCACAGAGCUCCGAGAGACAAGAGCAGGGCCAGCUAUUUUGGAAAUGUUAAAAAUAGACUGGGAUCAAAGCUUCCAGCUGGAAUUUCACAGACUCCAGGCUUCAUUUCUGCUCAGUGCUCCAUUGGCACUCCGGGUGCGAUGGGGAGAAAUGUUGGACAGGAGGGCAUCAAAGGACAUCACCAAAUCCGAAACCCCAAGCUAAGACAAUACUAUCUGAAGGAGGCGGCGUUUCCAGCUAAAGAUCCAACAAUGAAGACUUUGGCGUUAUGCACAAACAAUGGAGAUGGAUUACCCAAGAAAAAGGCAUGGACUUCUUCGCCGACAGCUUCUGUCCCAAGCCUCAAUCCCUCGUUGGACACUGGUGUGGUGGGAACAGCAACUCUUUUGUCUCCCUCCACAGAUGCAGAAUAUGACAAGCUGACGGAUGUGGAGGCGGUUCCAUUACCUGAUGGAAAUGUGUGUUUAUUGGCUCUUCCAUCUGAAUGCUCUCAAGGGGAGGAUCCAGCCGGCUUGUCUUGCCUCAAGCUUUUCUCUCGUUACAUCACAGACAGAAAGGGGGUGGUGUCUGGAAUACUGCUGGUGACGUCCAGUAAGAUUUUCUUCGACCCUCAGAAGUCUCACCCACUGGUUCAGGAGAACGGCUGUGAGGAAUAUGUGUUCUCCUGCUCUGUGGAUGAUCUUGCCUCGGUGUCCUUCUACACGGACAUCUCUCAUGUUUACUUCAGCAAGACCACAUACAGAUGUAAGAGUUCUAAGACAUCAAAGAGCAAAACACAAAGCAACAAGAAACCCCACCAGUCAGCAUUAGAGGACAUACCUGCUCCUGAUUCACAUGAUUCCACAGCACCUUCGAGUGUGAAUGCUGAAGUAGAGGAUGAGGAAUGUGGAGAGACUGAAGACAUGGCUGAAGCUGAAAGACAGAUGACUCUGCAGUCUGGAGGAAUGCUAACUGCGGCUGCUUCUUUCUGCUGUGGAGGACCAGACAGCGUCCAGAGAGGAAACAACCCAUUUGAACACGCACACAAAACCCAACAGCAGUCAUAUUGGGAAAGACACUUAUUAGAUCCUUGCACUUCAACAUCAAGUAGUGGCAUAAGCGGAUCUCUGAUGUUUGUGAGAAUUCGACAGAAACUGCAGCAUGGGAAGAAAAGGGCUUUUUCUAAAUCUAAAAUUCCCUCUAGAGACGCCUGGUUCACUAUGCAGCAGGAAAGGUCAGAUGAGUUGUACGCUUACCUGAGUCAACAUCGGCCUGACCUGUGCAUCCUGGAGGGAGGUGAGGAGGACGAGGCAGAGCGUGAUGAAGAGGAUUUUGUGCUUCUGGAUGAAGAGGAGCAGGAAGGAGAAGAGGAGUCCCCACGAGAAGGCCAUGCCGGAGAGGACUGGGAGAUGGUGUCAGCGGAGGAGAGUGCUCUGAAAGCUCCAGGCUCUACUGAACCAGAUAGUUUGAGUUACAUACUGAGCCAGAGUGUCAUACUGGACGCCCAACAAGUUCGAGAGAUCUCCAGAGAGCUUCCUCCACGUACGAUUGGAUACACAUGGCAGCUGUCGUACAGCACAGACAAACACGGGGCCAGCCUCAAGACUCUUUACAGGAAACUCAGCACCACUGACUCACCUGUGCUGAUUCUCAUCAAGGACCACAACCAGCAGGUUUUUGGGAGCUUUCUCUCACACCCGCUGCAUCCUAGUGAUGCAUUUUAUGGUACUGGAGAGACCUUCCUGUUCCUGUCUCACCCACGCUUUAAGUGUUUCAAAUGGACUGGUGAAAACUCCUUUUUCAUCAAAGGAGAUUUGGACUCUUUUGCUAUUGGAGGAGGAAGUGGUCAUUUCGGUCUUUGGGUGGAUGAGAGGUUGUUUUUGGGCAGGAGCAGCCCUUGUUUCACCUUCAACAACUGCAGUCUGUCGGAGACCAACGAUUUCACCAUUCUGGACCUGGAAGCUUGGACAUUCGGCUGACAGAACAAACAUUGUAAAUAAUCCAAAACAUCUUGAUUUAGCGGAAAAUAUGGCCAUUAUUCAUGAGUUUACUGACACUGGUAAAAAAGAAGGGAAUGAGACACUGCAAAAUGUGAAGUCAAGGGAAGAGUUUUGCAUUGAAUGAAAGCUCACCCAUCGUGUUUACUACCAUCAUGAAGAAGAAAAGACUGUUUUGUCUUGUGAUUAAGAUGCAUUUGAGUUCAGUUCAGGAUUGGAGAAAGUGCACCUCAUCGUACAAGAAAUACAUUUGGGGCUGAAUGAAGGACUCAAAUAACAUUACCUGAACGGUACAUUUCUAACAUUGAAGUUGAUGAAGAAUCCCAUUUUGUUACAGUGUGAAUACUGUCAAUUUUUGUUUAAAUCUGUUAUCGUAGAACUCUAAACUUGACUUAAAAAGGAUAGUUCACACAAACAUCUCAAUAUACUACUUUCUAACCCUCAAGUGGCUCCAAUAUGAGUUCUCUAAUUUUGUUGAACACUAAAAAAUAUGUUGAAGAAAGCUGAAAACCUUUCCUCAAAAUAUCUUCUUUCGUGUUCAACAGAAAGAGUGAAGGGUGAGUGAAUUGACAGAAUUUCACUUUUGGGUAAACUAUCCCUUUAACACCGCUGAUUAUAGUCUUUUGUGCUGUUAGUAAGCAGGUCAUUGGAUGUACACACUGGUUUAGCCGUUAGUUUAAAGCCACAGCUGCACUUUUACACAUGGAAAAGUUUUCGCAUCACUCAAGCCAAAACAAAACCAAGACUGAAAUGACUUUGGGCUGAAUACCACAAGCAUAAACUCUCAGACAAACCUCAGUUGCAUGUUUUAUGUCUUGAGAGGCAUUCGGCGUCACAAUCCUUUCUUAGACAUUCACAAAAAGUCUUAAAAAUCUCUGUAGAUGGAUGAUUACUGACCUGUAGGAAACCUUCUUUCUGUAAAUAACUCUUAAAUGUAAUAACAUCAGUUCACAAAGAUGUCUGUGCAAAAACAAUAGCUCUGCAAAUGUUAAAUAAGAGUCAUACAAACCAACGCAAUAUUUAUACAUGUGAAAAUGCAAUCACUCAGUACUGGAAGUGUUCAUUAACUCGUUGCCUAAUAAAACAGAUUAACACUUA